Linum tenue is the source of this 2121-nucleotide messenger RNA. Lineage: Eukaryota; Viridiplantae; Streptophyta; Magnoliopsida; Malpighiales; Linaceae. The record is from the annotation of a GenBank genome assembly.
AUGUUGUUUCUCUUAAUCUCUCGGCGAACUUAUUCCGCAGCUCUCAAUGCGCCCUUCUCUCGAUCCAAUUCCCAGAUAUCCCAUUUCGCCCGUACAGGCCAAAUCGAUAGAGCCCGUCAGGUUUUCGAUCAGCUGCGGGACAAAACAGUCGUGUCUUGGAAUGCAAUUGUGGCUGGCUACUUCCAGAACAACCAACCGAGGGAGGCUCGACAGCUGUUCGAUCAUAUGCCUGAGAGAAAUACGGUUUCUUGGAACGGCUUGAUUUCCGGUUACGUUAAGAAUGGGAUGACUGGGGAAGCUAGGGAAGCGUUCAACAAGAUGCCUGAGCGGAAUGUGCUUUCGUGGACUGCGAUGCUCAGAGGGUAUGUCCAGGAGGGUAUGAUCGAGGAGGCAGAACGUUUGUUUUCUCAGAUGCCUGUGAAGAAUGUUGUUUCUUGGACCGUUAUGAUAGGUGGGUUGAUUGAAGAUGGACGUGUUGACGAAGCCUUAAAGCUGUUUUAUGUGAUGCCCGUUAAGGAUGUCGUUGCGAGGACUAGUAUGAUUGGUGGGUUGUGUUCUGAAGGAAGGUUGAAGGAAGCAAGGGAGAUAUUUGAUGAGAUGCCUGAGAGAAAUGUCGUUGCUUGGACGACGAUGAUUAAUGGGUAUGUAAUCCAUAACAAGGUGGAUUUAGCUAGGAAACUGUUCGAAGUAAUGCCUGGUAAGAAUGAGGUGACAUGGACUGCAAUGUUGAUGGGAUACACGAGGAGUGGACGGAUUAAGGAAGCUGCAGAACUCUUUGACGCCAUGCCUGUCCAAUCAGCUCCUGCUUGUAAUGAAAUGAUUAUGGGUUUUGGACAGGAUGGUCAGGUGGCUGAAGCUAGAUGGGUAUUUGAUCAAAUGACAGAGAAAGAUGACGUGCCAUGGAGUUCAAUGAUCAAGGUCUACGAGAGAAAAGGUUUUGAACUGGAAGCACUUGGUCUGUUUCGGUUGAUGCAACUACAAGGAAUUAGACCAAACUUCCCGUCAAUGAUCAGUACUCUCUCCGUUUGUGGUAGUCUGGCAAUUCUAAAUCAUGGCAGAGAGGUGCAUGCACAGCUGGUGAGAUCCAUGUUCGAUUUUGAUGUUUAUGUCUGCUCAGUUUUAAUCACGAUGUAUAUAAAGUGUGGCGAUCUUGUGAAGGGUAAACUGGUAUUUGAUCGGUUUACGUUCAAAGAUACUGUUAUGUGGAAUUCUAUCAUUACUGGUUAUGCACAGCAUGGCCUUGGAAAGGAAGCAUUGCAGGUGUUCUAUGAUAUGGUAUCUUCAGGUGUACCUCCGGAUGAAGUCACCUUUAUUGGGGCCCUGUCAGCUUGUAGUUAUACUGGAAGGGUGAAAGAAGGAAUUGAAUUAUUCGAAUCGAUGAAAUCAAAGUAUCUGGUGAAUCCCAAAACUGAACAUUAUUCUUGUGUGGUUGAUCUACUUGGUCGAGCAGGAAAACUGAAUGAGGCAAUGAACUUAAUUCGCGACAUGUCGGUGGAAGCAGAUGCUUGUGUUUGGGGUGCUUUACUAGGCGCAUGUAGAAUCCAUAACAGGCUCGAUCUGGCUGAAGUUGUCGCAAAGAAACUUUCACUGAUUGAGCCUGAAAAUUCCGGGCAUCAUAUCCUGCUCUCAAAUAUUUAUUCAUCCCAAGGUAGAUGGAGAGACGUUGCGGCAUUGAGAAGUAACAUGCGUGUACAUUCAUUGUCGAAAUCACCUGGGUGUAGCUGGAUUGAAGUGGAGAAAAACGUUCAUGUCUUCACUGGAGGAGAUAUCAUGUCUCAUCCCGAGCAUGCAUUGAUAUUGAAGAUGGUUGAGAAAUUAGAUGGGGUCAUAAUAGAAGCUGGAUAUAGCCCCGAUGGUAGCUUUGUGUUGCAUGAUGUCGAGGAGGAGGAGAAGGUACAUAGCUUACGUCAUCACAGCGAGAAAUUGGCUGCAGCAUUUGGAAUCUUGAAGGUGCCAAAAGGUAUGCCUAUCAGGAUCAUGAAAAACCUCCGGGUAUGUGGUGAUUGCCACGCUGCUAUCAAGUUGAUAGCUAGAGUGACUGAGCGGGAGAUUGUGCUAAGAGAUGCCAAUAGAUUCCAUCAUUUUAAGGAUGGUUCAUGCUCUUGUGGGGACUACUGGUAA